This is a messenger RNA of Aedes aegypti (yellow fever mosquito), 2377 nucleotides long. RefSeq names its product apyrase. Gene Ontology annotation, cellular component: plasma membrane. The transcript has 4 exons. NCBI's taxonomy places the organism in Eukaryota, Metazoa, Arthropoda, Insecta, Diptera, Culicidae. Gene Ontology annotation, molecular function: 5'-nucleotidase activity. The record is from RefSeq and is a predicted model, not a curated record. Gene Ontology annotation, biological process: AMP catabolic process. Bases 183 to 1838 code for a protein of 551 amino acids.
AAGAGCUGUAGUGAAUAGCUUAUAUAAUGGUUGUAUGUUCAGCAUUGGAAGAACAGCUAUGAUCAAUAAAGUGUAAUCGAGCAUGGAGAAAUAAUUAACAGAGAAGUUUAAGAAGAGGCAUCAUCAUUACAUUGUUGACCUUACAAAACGUACAUUUGUUCGGAACAUAAGAAGUAGCGGAAAUGAUGGCUAAGCGAUGGUCAUUGAUAGUGCUGUUGGCGUUAGCCUACAAGGUAAAAGCCCAGAGUAACCAGUUUGAGCUAUCCAUCGUUCACAUCAACGACUUUCACGCACGGUACGAGGAAAUCAACGAGGCUGGUGUAACGUGCAACACACAAGAAGGUGAUGUUUGCCUAGGAGGAUACGCUCGUACGGUGACGGUGGUGAAACAGUUGCUUGCCACCAGAAGGAAUGCCAUUUACUUGAACGCAGGAGACAAUUUCCGCGGUACUCUGUGGUACAACAUCCACCGAUGGAAUGCUACGGUAGAGUUCCUGAACAUGCUGCCGGCCGAUGCGAUGACCCUUGGCAGUAAUGAGUUUGCCCAUGGAGUCGAAGGAGUGGUUCCUUUUCUGAACCAUAUAAACUCCCCCGUAUUGUUGGCCAAUGUGGACAACAGAGACGAGCCAACGUUUAGGAAUUAUCAAAAAUCAUUGGUCAUCGAGCGAGGUGGUCGCAAAAUUGGACUUAUCGGGGUCAUGCAUAAGCCAAGUAAUUCGAAUGUAGGCAAUUUGAUUUUUGCUGUUGUGGUGGAAACUGUAAGGGAAGAAGCAGAGCUGUUGAAGCAACAGGGUGUAGAUAUCGUUUUUGUAAUUUCACACUGUGGGAUAGAUGUUGACAAAAUUAUCGCGGAGAAUUCUGGUCCAGAAGUUGACGUUAUCGUCGGUGGGCGUUCACAUACAUUCUUGUACUCUGGUGAGCAUCCUGAAAUUCCAGAUGUGGCGCUGGGCGAAUACCCGACAGUUGUAACGCAGCAAAGUGGCCACAAAGUGUUGAUCGUUCAAGCAGGGUCCUAUACUAAGUUUGUGGGCGAUAUUGUGCUGGUUUUUGACGAUGCAGGCAUUAUUCAACGAUGGGAGGGCAAUCCAGUUUAUUUGGGAUCCACCGUAGAACCGGACCCCACUAUCGUGCAAGCCCUGAUUCCGUGGAAGCUUUCCCUGGAGGAGGUGAGCAAUCGCCACUUAGGAUAUGCGGAUUUAGAUCUCUCCACAUCGGAUUGCAGAUCAGGUGAAUGCAACCUGGGAAGCUUGGUUGCCGACUCGAUGGUAUCGGCCUUCAUUCCACUGGCGCAACCCGGACACUGGACGUACGGAGCUAUCGCUUUGAUGCCUGUCGGUGAUAUUCGCGGGAGUAUCUCGAAAGGAGAAAUCAUAUACGCCAACGUGUUUGACGUGUUGCCUUUUGAGAACAUUCUGGAAUGUAUCGAGCUGCGAGGUGACUACCUUCUACAAGUGCUGGAGCAGUCUGUGUCUGUAUCAUACGACGAGGAGAAAUUCUCUGCGGUCAACAUGCUGCAGGUGUCUGGACUCAAAGUCAAAUACGAUAUCUCGAAACCCAUUGGAGAGCGUGUUGUUUCCCUGCUGGUUCUUUGCCACGACUGUAUGAUACCGUCUUACCAACCACUGAAUCCUUUCAAAUAUUACCGAGUGAUAACCAAUGGCUACACGGUGACGGGUGGCACUGGGUUCCAACAAUUUUCGGAGCAUGGACGUAACAAACUUGCUGGACCGCUUGACAAUGUGGCCUUUGAAGAUUACAUUAGACAACGAUCACCGAUAACGCAGGGAAGUGGUGGUCGAAUUGAGAUUUUUACAAAGAAGUUUGGAGUGUGGACAUGAUUUUUCAAUAAAAUCUUUCUUUGUGAGUAUAUCCUAUAUGGAAUGGAACUAUUUAGGUAUUUGCAUAUUUCAUUAAAUUAUCACCUAUAACUAGAGAGGCUCCCCUGAUUGAUUUGCUUGUAAUUUUUGCACCAGCGUCUGAAAACACAUGCAUUUUUCAAGGUCCCAAACAUGCAAUAUAGAUUGAGGACAAAUAAAUUCUGCAGUUUCGAGAAGUAUUCAGGACAACAAAUAAGUAACAUAUUCUGAUGUGAUACCACAUUUUACCAUUGUUAUUAUAAUUUCAGAUUUUCGUGAAUGUUUUUAAAUAUCUAAAUUCGUUCUGAUUGCAAACAUUGUUUUUGUUUCGCCAUUUCCCUCUAAACAAUCAAUAUAUGGAUUUUCGGUUAUGUUCUAGUAGCAAUUUAUUGCGUUUAAUGGUAGGCAACUAUUUAUUUUACAGAGCCUAAAUAUGAACAGCGUACAUACAUCAUUGUAGUAUGGGAGUAGAGAAAGUCCAUAUGAUCAUUUGUUCGAGCACUUAUUCUAACGAGAAUUUA